Molecule: messenger RNA, 1529 nt
Organism: Sitophilus oryzae (rice weevil)
Lineage: Eukaryota; Metazoa; Arthropoda; Insecta; Coleoptera; Curculionidae
Product: glucose-fructose oxidoreductase domain-containing protein 1
Exons: 5
Coding region: 21-1187 (388 amino acids)
Molecular function (GO): nucleotide binding
Source: RefSeq, a predicted model, not a curated record
AAAACAAAAACAAGUCAAAAAUGUUGCCCGGAAUCGGACUUUUUGGUACUGGCCCUGUUGUGAAAGUUUUAGUACCAAUUUUACGAGAAAAUGGUUUCAAAAUCGAAGCAAUUUGGAGCCGAACCAUUCAGGACGCCCAAGAAGCGGCCAAAAGCCUCAAUAUUCCCUUUUCAACCAACAAAAUAGACGAUGUCUUACUUCGCAAAGAUGUCGACCUAAUCUUCGUAUUAUGUUCCCCAAAUUUACACGCACAAAUCUCCGUAAAGGCUCUGGGCAUAGGUAAACACGUAGUCUGUGAUAAACCAGCCGGUUUGAAUCAGGCCGAUGCCUUAAAAAUGGUUCGUGCAGGUCAAUAUUAUCCCACGUUAAUAUCACUUAUUAACCAUUCAUUUAGAUUUUUACCGGCAUUUAUUCAUUUAAAAAAGAAAUUGGAAGAAAACUACUUAGAAACACCGGUAAACCUUAUAGAUAUAAGAAUUCAAACAGGAUCACUUUUUAGUGAUAUAGACACCUUCAACUGGAAAUGUGACGACACCAUGGGCGGUGGUACAUUAAAUCUGAUCGGCAGUCAUAUAGUCGACUUGGUAACUUUUUUAAUGGGCCAGAAAGCAGUAAGGGUCCACGGUGUAGUGAGAACAUUUACAAAACACACAGAAAAUAUUAAGGGAAUCAGGCAAAUUACGGCUCCCGAUUUUUGUGCAUUUCAAAUGGAACUACAAAACGGAAUAUUAGUUACUGCCACAAUCAAUAGCCAUACAACUGGAACUACAUUUCAACAGGAAAUUAUGAUUUGUAGCAGUACCGGUCAUCUAGUUGUUCGUGGAGGUGAUUUGUUCGGAAGAAAGGAAAAAAAUACCGAAGAAGUAAUAUAUUUAGACGUAGAAGACUUGAAAUGCCCCGUCCCGAAUUCUAUAUUACCCAAAACGUUUAUUAAAGGGUUGUGCAAAAUGGUUGGUGCAUUAAGGGGGGCUUUCAUGCCGGUGAACGACCAGAUAGGUUGGCGUAAAGAACCAGUGAGUUCUGCAGCAAGUUUCGAUGAUGGACUCUAUGUCCAGGCCGUUUUGACUGCGAUCAGACAGUCCUCUCAAACGAGACAGUGGGUCAAAGUAAGUGUAAUGACCGAGCAACCGGACAAAAAUGAGCUGCUCAGUGCAGUGGUCCGUAGAACUGCAAUAUCGAUGUCUUAGGAAUAAUCCUGUCAUCUUUUUUUUGGUUGUAUUUUUUCAGUAUUUUUUUUUAUACAGUUAUUAUUACUAGGAUUUGUUUUGGUGUAAGUUGUUAGCACAGAGUUGACAUAAGCUGUACAGAAGCGACAAUAAGCAUUGCAUUGGCUCCUUUGAAGUAUCUGUUGUAUUUUUUUGGACCUUGCACACUGAAAAAAAUUUCUAGAAUUUCGUCGAAAGAAAUUCUUAAAUACACUGAGAUAAAUUAUUCGUUUUUAUUACUGUUAUACAGGGUUGUUCACCACAUAUGACAUGAAGUAUUGUAGCUAAAUGAUUAGAUUUUUGCAAAUUGUAGGUUUUGGGUUC